AUGGCGCAGCCCCCUCAAAAUGUUAGCAUGGAAACCGCCAGUGAUUUACUGGCACGACCAUUACCCAUGCUCACUCGAGAGAAUGGGACUACCAAUCCAUCAGACUCUAGGACAUGGAUUUCGACCAGUUUAUUCCAUGAAUGGACCUCCUUCAAUGAUGAGGUUCUUCGCACAAUUCAAAGUAUUGACCUCAGUGGGCUUGUUCCGUGCAACGAUGUUACUAGUGACACGUACGUCGUCGGAAGUGAACUUGGUCUCACCGGGCGGUUCACCAAGCAUGUCUGCGACGCCGUCUCUCUAGCGUGCAAGUCCGCCGGGCUUGCUUUACAAUUCGGAGAUCGGCAAGCCGAGGUUAUUUCGACCGACGUGAUUCCUGACGUCGUUCUUCUUAAAUCUGCUCUCCAAGAUAGCUCCCCACAGCGAAAAACCAUUAUUCCGACCGAGCUCAAAACAUUCUGGACUGUCCAUCUUGACGUAGCCCAAAUCGGCACUGGCGUGUUCAGUAUCGGCUCACUCCGACCUCAUCUCGGUAACACUCAUCUGAAUCUCGUCAACCAGAGGGAUAACAAAGCCGUGUAUGGUGUAUUAUCUACAUACGCGUAUACUGUAUUCAUCAAGAGGGUCGAAGAUUGCCAAUUCCAAAUGACGAAACCCAUACCCCAAGCUGCAACCCAGCCAUCCGUUAGGCAGUGCAUUAUGGCGGUCGCUAUCCUCGCCGCUACCGGUACCAACUACGUCGAAUACCCCGGCUUUAAUGCCGAAAUGCUUCAAAUUGGUACGGGCUACCAGGCGUCGACUCGGUCGAAGUCACAAAGUCUAUCUGAGUUACGGAAUUCCACGCAGUCUUCGAGGUCCUCGAUAACCUACGAACAUCUCCAGGAGAAGCGCCCUGAGGGGUAUUCUUUCUUCUCUUCGAGCUGCGUAGACGGUGUGAUCCGCUGUUCGUCCUUGUUCCCAUAUGGCUACAUAUUAGUCCUCACCAAAGUGAAGGGAGAGCCGUUGAAGAAGAGAUGGGCGACUGCCCCUGCCGAACGGAAAGAGUUCAUCUACCAGCAGGUUCUGACUGCUAUCAAUGCCCUUCGAGAUGUGGGAGUUCUCUGGGCGGACCCUGGCCCCCACGAUGUGCUUUACCACGAGGAUGACAAUAAGCCCUCUGUGUCUGUGAUAGACUUUGAAAGCAUCGAGCCACUUCAUCCCGGGCAAACUGCCCCAUGCCAACCCGAGAUGGCGGCUAUCUUUGGCCUGAAGGCCUAUCUCCUGAGAAAUUCGUGA
Penicillium psychrosexuale is the source of this 1272-nucleotide messenger RNA. RefSeq lists its product as uncharacterized. The record is from RefSeq and is a predicted model, not a curated record. Lineage: Eukaryota; Fungi; Ascomycota; Eurotiomycetes; Eurotiales; Aspergillaceae. Bases 1 to 1272 code for a protein of 423 amino acids. The transcript has 4 exons.